AAUGGAGGCAGAGAAGCCUCGCGAGAGCAGAGCACGCUGCUAGGUGUAGACAGUGUGAGGCCGGAGUGCGUGGGAGACAUGCCGGGCGAGCAGCAGGAGGAGCCGCAGCGGGAGCCGGAGCUCUCCCACCGGCACAUACGGUUUGUAGACGGCAGCGGAAGCAGCAAUGAGGCGGACAAGGAGAGCGAAAGCAGCUGCAGUCCUGACGUGGAUGUGCCCGAAGAGCAGCAGCAGCUGGUGGGACCUCAGCUCAAGCUGCUGCCCAUGAAUGACCAGAUCCGGGAACUGCAGACCAUCAUCCGGGACAGGACCACAAGUCGAGGAGAUUUUGUGUUUUCGGCUGAUCGCUUGAUACGGCUGGUGGUUGAGGAAGGUCUGAAUCAGCUGCCAUAUACAGAAUGCACGGUUACUACACCUACUGGUUACAAGUAUGAGGGGGUGAAGUUCGAGAAAGGGAACUGUGGAGUGAGCAUUAUGAGAAGUGGUGAGGCCAUGGAACAAGGUCUACGUGAUUGCUGUCGCUCUAUCCGAAUUGGGAAGAUCCUAAUCCAGAGCGAUGAGGAAACACAACGUGCCAAAGUUUACUACGCUAAAUUCCCACCAGACAUUUAUAGGAGGAAGGUGUUGUUGAUGUACCCAAUACUAAGUACUGGAAAUACAGUUAUUGAAGCUGUAAAAGUUCUUAUCGAACAUGGAGUCCAGCCUGCUUGUAUCAUACUGCUCAGUCUCUUCUCUACUCCACAUGGUGCCAUCUCCAUAAUCCAGGAGUUUCCAGACAUAACCAUUUUAACCACGGAGGUCCAUCCGGUUGCUCCCACACACUUUGGACAGAAGUAUUUUGGUACAGACUGACCAUGUGGAUCCCCCUGUGCGAGGGGAGACUUGACUGACUAUUGCCUCAAGGUCUUGCAGUGUCCUGGCUAAUCUUCAGUGCCUUGCCAACUGCUGCUUGGAGGGGGCACUAACUUAUGCAAUCUUUUUACUGUACAUGAUUUUCCAAGCUUUAUAUUCAAACUAACUGCUAGGCCAUCAUCCACAGAACCUGAAUGGUAUUUUUACUUGAUGUUCAUUGCUUACACACCUUCCCGAGUGUUCAAUGCACAUUCCAUUCAAAAGCCGCUUCUACCCAUGCGCUGAGGAGUUCAAGGGCAUCAGAUACUAUUUAUUUAUUUGUAUUAACGGAAACUGAACAAUAAAUUUGUGGAU
Bufo bufo (common toad) is the source of this 1206-nucleotide messenger RNA. It is a transcript of the gene UPRT, whose product is annotated as uracil phosphoribosyltransferase homolog. Lineage: Eukaryota; Metazoa; Chordata; Amphibia; Anura; Bufonidae. The coding region runs from base 79 to 852 and encodes 257 amino acids. The record is from RefSeq and is a predicted model, not a curated record. The transcript is spliced from 7 exons.